Messenger RNA from Micropterus dolomieu (smallmouth bass), 1669 nucleotides. RefSeq names its product sporozoite surface protein 2-like. NCBI's taxonomy places the organism in Eukaryota, Metazoa, Chordata, Actinopteri, Centrarchiformes, Centrarchidae. The transcript is spliced from 5 exons. The annotation marks the transcript as partial. The record is from RefSeq and is a predicted model, not a curated record.
UAUCUUUGUCUGGGUGUUCAGCAACUGCAGGAGGGCCUUCACAUUGAUUCAUGGCUGGUGUCAGGGUAGAGCUGUUGCUGCUGCAGGUCCUGACUGUGACUCUGCUGGUUUCAGUAGAGGGAUGGGCGCGGAUCAAGAAAAUUCAACGUCCCUCGCCGGAUGACCGCAGGGAGGACGACAGCGGUGAAGAUGCAGUUCUUGAGGAUUCAUUGCUUCAAGUUGAAGGUGCCAGUGGAAACUUCUACAAUUUUGCUAACCAUGGAGACCAGAUUGAUCCAGUAGAUUCUAGUCCAAGAACAUGGCGCAGAGGUACUGAUAGUAGUUUCCAGAUGGAAUUUGACAAUAUCCCUUCAAGGAGCCAGACCAGCGGUACCAGUCAGCGUCGGACUGGGCUAGAUGUGGUUUGCAGUGACGUUGGCUUUCAAAUUACUGUGCUGAAAGGUUCAUUAAGUGAAGUUAAAGUUGUGGGCUCAAAGGACCUGCUGUCGGUUAUGGAUGCUCCAGAGUCUUGUGGUUAUGAAGUGAACCCUUUGACUAACACCUUGGCUGUACCCUUUACCGGGUGCCAUGUGAAACGGAGUGACCACUACAGCCUGCAAUUGUUGUACGUCAACGCGUUUGAUCAGACACAAGUUGCUACCGCAUCUUGUGAGAGAAGCCCGAAGGUUGACCCAGGCGUAUAUCCUCGCUCCAGUGGCCAAUCCUAUCCCACAUUUAAGCGCAUUGAGCCAAUCCGAGCGCGGCCCCAACGGCCUGCAUGUCCGCAACGGCCUGGAUCGCCCCUAGGGCCCCAACGGCCUGCAUGUCCACAACGGCCAGGCUCGCCGCAAGAACCUUCAUUGCCCCUAGGGCCUGGCUCACCCCUAGGGCCUGGCUCACCCCUAGGGCCUGGGUCACCCCAAGGGCCUUCUUACCCGCAACAGCCUGGCUUUCCCCUAGGGCCUGGGUUGUCCCAAGGGCCUUCUUCCCCGCAGCAGCCUGGCUCACCCCUAGGGCCCGGCUUGCCGCAAGGGCCUUCAUUGCCCCUAGGGCCUGGGACACCACAAGGGCCAGGCUCGCCCCAAGAACCUUCAUUGCCCCUAGGGCCUGGCUCGCCCCAAGGGCCCCAACAGCCUGGCUCGCCCCUAGGGCCCGGCUUGCCGCAAGGGCCUUCAUCCCCACAACAGCCUGGCUCGCCCCAAGAACCUUCAUCGCCUCUAGGGCCUGGGUCACCACAAGGGCCUGGCUCGCCCCAAGAACCUUCAUUGCCCCUAGGGCCUGGCUCACCCCAAGGGCCCCAACAGCCUGGCUCACCCCAAGAAACUUCAUUGCCCCUAGGGCCUGGGUCGCCCUUAGGGCCUGGCUUGCCGCAAGGGCCUUCAUCCCCACAACAGCCUGGCUCGCCCCAAGAACCUUCAUCCCCGCAACAGCCUGGCUUGCCCCUAGGGCCUGGCUUGCCGCAAGGGCCUUCAUCCCCGCAACAGCCUGGCUCGCCCCAAGAACCUUCAUUGCCCCUAGGGCCUGGGUCGCCCCAACAGCCUGGCUCACCCCUAGGGCCUGGGUCGCCCCAAGGGCCUUCAUCCCCACAAGAACCUUCUUUGCCCCUAGGGCCUGGGUCGCCCCAACAGCCUUCAUCCCCACAAGAACCUUCUUUGCCCCAAGGGCCCCAACAGCCCCAACAGCCUGGCUC